Molecule: messenger RNA, 763 nt
Organism: Gigantopelta aegis
Lineage: Eukaryota; Metazoa; Mollusca; Gastropoda; Neomphalida; Peltospiridae
Product: trafficking protein particle complex subunit 5-like
Exons: 7
Coding region: 54-617 (187 amino acids)
Biological process (GO): endoplasmic reticulum to Golgi vesicle-mediated transport
Cellular component (GO): TRAPPIII protein complex; TRAPPI protein complex; TRAPPII protein complex
Source: RefSeq, a predicted model, not a curated record
GGAAUAUACAAAAAGAAUAGUCAAGAGUAGUGAAGAGUAAUUUUAUACUUGGAAUGUCAUCUGUGCCAAGACAGAAGUCAUCAAAUCUAGACAAAAUGUUAGGAAAGGGUAAACCAGAGAUAAAUGUUGCAACUUUUGCCCUACUUUUUUCUGAAAUUGUCCAGUACUGCCAAAACAGAGUUUAUACAGUGCCAGAGCUUCAAACCAAGCUUGCAGAGAUGGGACAGCAUGUUGGAUCUCAUUUGUUGGAUGUGUUGUUUUUGAGAGAAAAAGGAUACAAGAGAGAAGUCAAGCUGUUAACAAUGCUGCUAUUUAUUAAAUCCAACAUGUGGAAGACAUUGUUUGGAAAAGAAGCUGAUAAUUUGGAACAUGCCAAUGAUGAUGAAAGAGUUUAUUAUAUUAUAGAAAAAGAAUCCCUAGUCAACAGAUACAUUUCAGUUCCAAAGGAUAAAGGUAGCCUCAACCCAGCAGCUUUUACAGCUGGAAUUUUAGAGGCAAUUUUAAAUGGAGCAAAUUUUCCAGCCAAGGUGACUGUUCAUUGGCACAAAGGUACAGCUUUUCAGAUACGGUUUGAUGAGUCCGUAAUUGCAAGAGACAAAUUGAUAGAUAACAAGUAGUACUUUCUCAUCAUUGUUAUUGACUUGUCCAGCUGAUAUUUCAUUGGCUUCAGUGGUUUGGAGGAACAUCUUGCAGAAAAGUGACAAUUUGGCAGGCAACACAAAUGAUUAGUUUUGUUUUCUAAUAAAAUGGUCAUUAACCAUCA